Molecule: messenger RNA, 1251 nt
Organism: Belonocnema kinseyi
Lineage: Eukaryota; Metazoa; Arthropoda; Insecta; Hymenoptera; Cynipidae
Product: caspase-1-like
Exons: 5
Coding region: 45-1022 (325 amino acids)
Biological process (GO): proteolysis
Molecular function (GO): cysteine-type endopeptidase activity
Source: RefSeq, a predicted model, not a curated record
ACGUGUCUGUUCCAGAGCAACUCACGAGAAAAAGUCUUGCGACGAUGGAUACAAGAAUUCCUUCCGCCACUAAAGGAGACAAGUUGAAUUCGGAGGACGCUUUCGCGGCGGAUAAAGUUCGACAGCACGACGUGGAUGGAUGGUUAUUCAGAAAGCCAAAAGAAAAGUAUGAGUCUGCUGGUAAUUACUCAAAGUCCCGACUAGAUCCAAAUUCAGAGACUUACGACAUGAAUCACGAAAGGCGAGGAGUGGCUUUAAUCUUCAAUCACAUAAACUUUAAAAAGAUGACUCCUAGAAAGGGCACGAUAAAGGAUUGCACGGAUUUUAGUAGAGUCUUGAAGUGCCUCGGUUUCGAAGUGCGGGUUUACGCAGACAAAAGUACUAAGCAUAUUCAGCAAGUUUUAAAAUCAACCGCGGCGGAGGAUCAUUCAAAUUCUGACUGCUUCCUAGUGGCUGUCAUGACGCACGGCGAAUCAGGAUUUUUGCAUUCGUGUGAAGAGCUUUAUCCUGUUGACACACUCUGGAAUUUUUUCACUGGUGAAAAAUGCACGACUCUUGCCGGAAAACCGAAAUUGUUUUUCAUACAGGCCUGCCGGGGGGAAAGACUGGACAAGGGAGUGAAAAUUAUUCAUGAGACUGAUAGCGGCUCCACUUACAGUAUUCCAGCCUAUGCUGAUAUCCUCGUCGCAUAUUCUACUUACGACGGUUAUUACUCCUGGCGUAAUCAGGAGGCUGGAUCCUGGUUCAUUCAGGCUAUUUGUGAAGAGUUCGAACAAAGUGCUCGAACCCGUGACCUACUCACAAUGUUGACUUUCGUCAACCGACGCGUCGCCAUCGAGUACCAAUCCUACGUGCCGCAAAAUCGGCAUUUUCAUGAAAGGAAGCAAAUUCCAUCCAUAGUAUCAAUGCUGACGCGACUCGUUUACUUCACCCAAAAAGAAACGAUCAAAUCGAGCAGCAAUCAAAUCGAAAGCUUCCAGAAAAUCUAUGCUCGAGAAGCUGGAGCUGGAACGGAAAAUUAAUUCAGCAGGAAAGAAUUGAAGGAACAAUGGACAAUAAUUUUUAAUUUAAAUUUCCAAUACCAAGAAUUUCAUUUAUAUUUUUACAUCUUAUUAGCCAUUACUUAGAGAGGAAGCAAGCAGAACAUGAUAAAUCCAUAGCGUGUGGAUAAAAAAAGGUACACAAGGUUUUAGCAUUUUUAGGAAUCGAGAAAUAGGACUAUUUACACUUCGUUCGAAAAAGAAAAUUUAG